Messenger RNA from Ostrinia furnacalis (Asian corn borer), 2228 nucleotides. RefSeq names its product 4-hydroxyphenylpyruvate dioxygenase. Gene Ontology annotation, biological process: L-tyrosine catabolic process. The record is from RefSeq and is a predicted model, not a curated record. NCBI's taxonomy places the organism in Eukaryota, Metazoa, Arthropoda, Insecta, Lepidoptera, Crambidae. The coding region runs from base 108 to 1250 and encodes 380 amino acids. Gene Ontology annotation, molecular function: 4-hydroxyphenylpyruvate dioxygenase activity. The transcript is spliced from 9 exons. Gene Ontology annotation, cellular component: endoplasmic reticulum membrane; Golgi membrane.
UAGUUGAAAUAUAAAACAGGUCGCGCACGCGUUCCGUUUAGUUCUACGUCAGAUAUCAUACGGAUCGUGCUGUAAUCAAAUUCGUUGAAAGUGCUGGUUUUGUGGUAAUGACUUCAUACACGGACAAAGGAAAAAAACCAGAAGCAGGAAGAUUCCUUGCAUUUGACCACCUCACGUAUUGGGUUUCAAACGCGAAACAGGCAGCGAGUUACUAUGUGACGCGUUUCGGCUUCGAACCACUGGCCUUUGCAGGACUGGAGACUGGAGUGCGCAAGACCGCUUCAUACGCAGUCAGGUUGAAUAAGAUCAUCUUCGUAUUCCAAGCGCAAUAUGAACCUGAAGAGACGACCUUCAACAAGGAGGUGGCCUACCAUGGAGACUUCGUGAAGGAUGUAGCCUUCCAAGUUGAGAACUUGGACUACAUUGUGGAGUACGCAAGGAAGCAGGGAGCGAAAGUAGUCAAGGACAUUUGGGAGGAGAAAGACGAGCAUGGAGUGGUCCGGAUGGCGGUUUUGAAGACGUAUGGAGACAACACACAUACAUUGGUCGACAGAUCAAACUAUACUGGAUCUUUCCUACCUGGAUAUGCUCCACUCAACCUCGACCCGAUUAACAAAUUCUUGCCAAAGAUCGAAAUCAACUUCAUCGACCAUGUGGUGGGGAACCAGCCUGAUGGUGAGAUGGAGCCCGCCGCAACGUGGUACGAAAAAUGCCUCCAGUUCCAUAGAUUCUGGUCAGUAGACGACAAGCAAGUAUGCACGGAGUACUCAGCCCUCCGGUCGGUGGUCAUGGCCAACUGGGAGGAAAAUGUGAAGGUGCCCAUCAACGAGCCCGCUCCUGGCAAGAAGAAGAGUCAAAUCCAGGAGUACGUGGAGUACCAUGGAGGAGCUGGGGUGCAGCACAUUGCUAUAAAUACUGAGGACAUUAUUACUGCUAUCGUGAAUCUUCGUGCCCGCGGUGUCGAAUUCCUCUCCAUCCCAUCUGAGUACUACACCAUCAUCAGGGAACGCUUGAAGCACAGCAAGGUCCGCGUUGCCGAGAGCAUAGACACGCUAGAGCGACUGAACAUCCUGAUUGACUACGAUGACGAUGGCUACUUGCUUCAGAUAUUUACUAAGAAUACUCAGGACCGCCCCACUCUUUUCCUAGAAGUCAUCCAGAGAAGAAACCAUAAUGGUUUCGGAGCUGGAAACUUCAAAACACUCUUCGAAUCAAUAGAAUUGGAGCAAGAAAAACGUGGAAACUUAUAAAUGUACUUAUAGAAUAAGUAAUACAUACCUAGUUAAUGAUGUAAGAUAAGAAAUUGUAAUGAAACAAUGACCAAACAUUUAAAUCUUCAGUUAUCUUGUUACAACUGUUUCGAUUUCGUAUAUUUCAUAUUCCUAAGAAGCAUACAAAAUUUCCCUUAUACAUGCAACCCGGUCGAGUUAACUGCGCACCAGGCGGCCGUGACGUCACAUCGAGACCCUGGUAAGGGGGGCCAAUGCGGGGAGGCACGCGGUUGAGUGCAAGGGAGAGACGCAUUCUAGCUAGAUGCGCAGUUAACAUGACCGAGUUGUACUACCUAGAAUUACAAGUGUAUCGACCCGCUGUUAAAGUUGUAAUAAAAAGGUUAAAUAAAAAAACUUAUUACAAGAUUGUCGUUUUAUUGGAUUACCGUUGAUUAACAUCAAUACGUUUCGUCAUAUUUAACACCAAUUAGAUCUUGAUACGAGUACGUAUUUACAACACACAGAUAUGUAUGUAUGUGAAAAAAUGCACAUAAUUCCAAAAUAAACUUUAUGUGAAUCUGCAGGUCUAAAGAAGAUUAUCACUUUAUCUCCAACACUUUAAAUAAAGUGAACAAACCUUCUUUACACCAAUUUAUAAAGGGAUACGUAAAAACCUUCAAUUUUUUCUACAAAUCACUUUAUAAAAGACAGCGCUAAUCAGAUUUAGCCAACAUUUAAAAAUAAAUCCACGUUGGCUGUAAAACCUAGAUUCCUUUGCCAAUGUCGCUGUUACCACAGAUUCACAAGCACCAAAAUAAUCACAAAACCGCUGGACAUAACAAACGAAUAUAAUUUGUCUAAAAUCGUCUAUAAGUAUCGUUAGGUAUGCGUCUAGGUUGAAUGUAAAAACUGGCGCACACGAUACAACAUUUUACAAAAAGACGUUACAAUUCUGUGAGGAUUUCUCGUAAAAUACACUCACAAGUAUCUUGUAAAUAAAUGUAUCGUGUGCGUUGU